AUGGCUGACCUCCACCGCCAGCUGCAGGAAUACCUGGCGCAGGGUAAAGCCGGUGGGCUGGCGGCCGCGGAGCCGCUGCUCGCUGCGGAAAAGACGGAAGAGCCCGCGGCGGGGGCGUGGCUGGGCCGCGCGGGCCUGCGCUGGACUUGGGCGCGGAGCCCUGCGGAGCCAACGGUGGGGACAGGCCCAGCGUGCUUGCCUAGUGUGACGCGCGCGCAGCGGCUGGCGGCAAGCGGCGUGUGCCUGCUGCUGGCCGCGCUCUGCUUCAGCCUGGCCGCGCUUUACGCGCCCGUGCUGCUGCUGCGCGCCCGGAAGUUCGCACUGCUCUGGUCGUUGGGCUCGGCGCUGGCGCUAGCGGGCGGGACGCUCCUGCGGGGCGGCGCGGCGUGCGGGCGCCUGCUGCGCGGCGAGGAGGCGCCGUCGCGGCCCGCGCUGCUCUACGUGGCCGCGCUGGGCGCCACGCUGUACGCGGCGCUCGGGCUGCGCAGUACGUUGCUCACGGCGCUGGGUGCCUUCGUGCAGGUGGCCGCGCUGCUGACCGUGCUGUUCGGGCUUCUGCCCUGGGGCGCAGGUACUGCGCUGCGUGUAGCGCUCGGACGGCUGGGCCCGAGCGCCGGCCUUGCUAAGGCGCUGCCAGUGUGA
This is a messenger RNA of Odobenus rosmarus divergens (Pacific walrus), 642 nucleotides long. It is a transcript of the gene SFT2D3, whose product is annotated as SFT2 domain containing 3. The transcript has a single exon. Gene Ontology annotation, biological process: vesicle-mediated transport. Gene Ontology annotation, cellular component: membrane. Lineage: Eukaryota; Metazoa; Chordata; Mammalia; Carnivora; Odobenidae. The record is from RefSeq and is a predicted model, not a curated record. The coding region runs from base 1 to 642 and encodes 213 amino acids.